AUGCUGGUGAACAGGAGUUUGAAGCGGCUCCUGCAGCUGGUGCCCGGCAAGCAGCGCUUCGGCGCCUACCGCUUCCUACCCUUCUUCUUCCUGCUGGGGGGAGCCAUGGAGUGGUUCAUGAUCAACGUCCGUGUGGGCCAGGAGACCUUCUAUGACGUUUACCGUAGGAAACAGUCUGAAAGACGGUAUCAGGCGAGGAUGGACAAAACUGAAUUUUAGGUGAAACAUUUCAAAGCAGAUGUCCUG
Molecule: messenger RNA, 246 nt
Organism: Tinamus guttatus (white-throated tinamou)
Lineage: Eukaryota; Metazoa; Chordata; Aves; Tinamiformes; Tinamidae
Source: RefSeq, a predicted model, not a curated record